AUGAGACAAUUUCACAUUGCUUUUAAUCAUGAUGCGAAGGAUCAGGUUACUUUAGUCAUCCUCCGACAAAUUCGUCCACAAACUCCAGACAUUAUCCGUGCCGCAAGUGGUGAAAAUGUCUCUAAAUGUGUCGCUUUCUCCGCAUCUGGGCCGCAAAGCAUGGUUGCUUCUCCAGCACAGGCACGCGCUGUUGCUUCAUUGGAAACUUCUAAUCCACCACCCCCACCCCGUGGUAUCACCACUUUGUCCAAUGUUCUCGUCCUCACCAAACGACCGGGUGAAUCUUUGGGCAUGUCCGUCGCCGGUGGAGUCGCCAGUCAGCGCGGUGAUGUGCCAAUCUAUGUGACCAAUUUAGCCCCGAACGGUCUGGUCGCUCGUUCCGGUCGUGUGUUUCGAGGAGACAUCCUGCUUGCUGUGAACGAUAUCGAGUUGUUGGGUCUGUCACAUGAACGGGCCGUUGAAGCUCUGAAAAAUGCCAGAGACAGUUGCACACAGGUGACUUUGAGACUCCUCAAAGGUCCUGAAUGUAGUCUUGAAGACCGCAAUUUUAUCCCCAGUUGGUUAUUCUGGUUACAACUUCCACGGUAUUGUCAAAUUCCUCGACUGGUGGUUCUCGUUCGUGAUCCAGUUAUCGGUUUGGGCUUCAGCAUAAUCGGUGGUAACGAUUUCUUUCCGGAUUCCACUGAGCCCGCGAAUCCGUUUAUGGGGCAGCUAAUUACUGGAAUUUUCGGCACACAAUGCCUGGGAACUGCGUAG
This is a messenger RNA of Echinostoma caproni, 756 nucleotides long. The record is from the annotation of a GenBank genome assembly. Lineage: Eukaryota; Metazoa; Platyhelminthes; Trematoda; Plagiorchiida; Echinostomatidae.